AUGUUCCGAACAGCUCUGAUCCGCACUGCGGCCGUCGCAUCCCGCGCCGCUGCUCGACCCGUCGCCCGAGCUGCUGUUGUCCCUUUCAGACCUGCAUUUGCACCCGCCCCAAGAUUCGCCGCCAUCAAUGCCGCGCGGAUGUACUCUGCCGCCAGCGGGCUGAAGAAGGAGGAAGUUGAGGGCCGGAUCAUGGGUAUCCUGCAAGGUUUCGACAAGGUCAACGACCCGAGUAACAUCAAGCCCACCGCUCACUUCUCGAAUGACCUUGGUCUGGACAGCUUGGACACAGUGGAGGUCGUCAUGGCGAUAGAAGAGGAGUUCAGCAUUGAGAUUCCCGACAAGGACGCGGAUGCUAUUCACAGUGUCAACCAAGCCGUUGACUACAUCGUCAGCCAGCCUGACGCGAACUAA
Messenger RNA from Anthostomella pinea, 411 nucleotides. The record is from the annotation of a GenBank genome assembly. NCBI's taxonomy places the organism in Eukaryota, Fungi, Ascomycota, Sordariomycetes, Xylariales, Xylariaceae.